AUGCAUCCAGAAGAAAGGAUAAGACUGGACCAAGAAUUGGAGGCUUCACAGCUUCUGUCGCCUCAGCCCACGACUCCACCAACUGCACCUCUGCCGCUCGCGCCUCCACCGCAGGUGCACCUGCUGUCGACACCGAUGCCAGUCCAGUCACCUGCACCAGACGGGCACCUCUCACCGCCGCCACGGCCCCACCUCUGGCCAUCAUUGCCACCACCGCCGUCGCCAUCCAUGGAGAUUGUUGUUCCGCCUCCUCAUCCGAGCAUACCCAGUGGCAAUGCAUCACAAGUGAGUGAAAUUGGUAACAACAGUGAUAAUAUUAAUGCACUGUGUGUUGUGCCAAAUAAUUCCUGUGAAGAAGAUGAAAACAUGAACAAUUAG
Molecule: messenger RNA, 378 nt
Organism: Schistocerca americana (American grasshopper)
Lineage: Eukaryota; Metazoa; Arthropoda; Insecta; Orthoptera; Acrididae
Product: pollen-specific leucine-rich repeat extensin-like protein 4
Exons: 3
Coding region: 1-378 (125 amino acids)
Source: RefSeq, a predicted model, not a curated record